AUGGAAGCAGAGGAGGCAGUACCACCACCGCCGGCGGCCAUACCACCACCGCCGGCAUCGGAUCGACCUGACAUACCUCCUUUCGAUCCACCGAUCCGCUACCCGGACGGAUGGGACGCCCCUCGUGGCUUUUAUCGUUAUCCUCAACCGCCAGUCCCUGCAAUCGACGAGCAUCACUCCGACUCCAACGAGGAUCACGAAGGUGAGAGUGACCACGAGGAUGAAGAGAGCGACGAAGACGAUGAGGUGCCACCCCACAUGCGAUGGCACGAAAUCCAUGAGGACACCUCAGAGCCAUCCCCAGACGAGCAGCAAUGGAUAGCAGACCACGCGGACCGCUACCCCAGCGCCCUUGACCACGAGCACUGGGCGCAGCAGGCAUUCCUCGACCUAAAGGAUCCCGAGUUCGAGACAAUCGACACUGGCCGGAUAGAAUGGCACGUGGAAGCCUUCAACGGCACAAAAGAGAAGCCCAACACUGAGAAGAUCAUGCGUUCGCAAAUCGUCCGCAUAGCUGGGCUGGACUGGCAGAUCAAGUUCUACCCAAGAGGCAACAGAGACUCGGACAACUUGUGCGUCUACAUCGACUGCGUCAGCAUGAGGGCGCCAGAGUGGGAGGACCUCGAAGAGCUGGACAACCCGCCGUUCCCCGUUCUUGAGGGUGCUGAUAAGAUCAAGGUGCGGCGAUCGGUGGCAGCGCAAAUCGCGGUGGUCAUGUAUAACCCUGCAGAGCCGCGCGCGAAUGAGUUCAAGAUUGAGGCGCAUAACUACCACAAGAAGAACCCGGACUUUGGGUGGCCGUACUUUACGCACCAACGGGAGCUUCAAGUUCGUCGCCAGUCUUGGCCGCAAGCGAUUUUGAGGAAUGAUAAGCUCUCUUUUACGGCAUACAUUCGAGUCGUCCGUGAUCCUACGCGCUGUCUAUGGGAGCACGAUGAUCGCUCACCAGGUUCCUCUACCUCACUGAUCGGCCUACGGCCUUUCACGAGAUCCUUCCCAUACAUCGCUGCAACUAUCCCACUACUUCACUAUGGCCCGUUUCGAAAGCUUGUCCAACAGCUGAGCUCGAACACCUCUCUAAGUCGAUGGCUACAGACUGUGCUACUGAAGAUGUACUCCCGAAGUCAAAAGCUACCAUGCGAGUCACGCGGCCGAAGCAGGAGCCAGGACGACAAAGAUGUGGCGGAGGUGCUCUGGAAGAUCGCGCGAACUAUGAACGAGCAGCACCCUGGCCAUUAUGAUGCUUUCACGCAGCUAAUCGGGUCUUGCGAUCCGCAGGGAGGUGCUGCUAUUGGUCCCGGACGACUGAAUACUAAGGACUAUCCUUCCAUUCAAGCAGCAAUCAACAAGCAUCACGAAGCCACACCGCUGGCUCAGCCAGAGCUGCUGAUACUGGAGCUACAGCGUCAAGAGCACGAUAAGAAGGAGCGGAAGUGGAAGAAGAUCGCGAACAGUGUCGAUGUCGAAGAGCGCGUCACCGUCGGCGGUGUUUCCUACCAACUCUACGCCUUUGUCACGCAUCAGGGUCCCCUCCAUUCGCCCAGAUACAGCACUUACCUCAGGCCGGAUGGAACUCAGGGCGGCUGGUAUGCCUACCAGAAGGAUAAAGUGUUCAAGGUCACCGAGAAGCAAGCGAAAGACAAGCGCUCUGGGCCAAUCACUACCGGACACGACUCACCACACAGUGGCUACCAGGAUGCCACGGCUGAGGUGACCCAACUCGUGAUUUACGUGCAAGACGAGGCUGUUCCGAAGCUGAUGGCUCCCACACACGUAGAGACGUGGGCUAAACCACUGGAGACAACGCCGGACGCAAAUACCGAUAGCCUGGAAGUGAGACUACAGAAGGCAACCAGCUUUUCGACCCCAGAACCAGGUCUGACUGAUGGCGAAGACGUGAUUAUGAAGGAUGCGGACCAAGACUCAGAAUACGGCAGCGAUGACAAUGAUCCGGCUGCAAUUGGUGGUAUUGUAGAUUGGCUCGGCCGGCCAUACUACGAGGGCCAGUGGCAAGGCAAAAAGUAUCACGGUGGUGGAAACCUCAUCGACCUCAACGGCGACGAAUACCUCGGAAGCUUCAACCACGGCUUGAAGCAUGGCUUUGGCCAGAUGACUUACUCCACGAGCGGCAACGUCUACAACGGCGAGUGGGAGGACGAUCUGCCCCACGGCCAGGGCACACUCACCGAGAAGAGCAGCGGCAACAUCUACACAGGUGGCUUCAAACACGGCAAGAAGCAUGGCAAGUUCACCCUUACCGGCACCGUGACGGAAGAAGAUCAGAGUUGCUGCUCGAUUUGCUACGAGGAGGAGAUAGACAUCGCGUUCGAUAGAUGCGGACACGCCAUCGCGUGUCAUGAAUGCGCUUCGCAAAUUGACGUGUGUCCCAUCUGCAGGAAGGCGAUACAGUCGCGCAUUCGACUGGUGGGCGUUAAAGUUUUGAGUUCGUAG
This is a messenger RNA of Fulvia fulva, 2451 nucleotides long. RefSeq lists its product as uncharacterized. The record is from RefSeq and is a predicted model, not a curated record. The transcript is spliced from 2 exons. Gene Ontology annotation, molecular function: protein binding; cysteine-type deubiquitinase activity. Bases 1 to 2451 code for a protein of 816 amino acids. Gene Ontology annotation, biological process: protein deubiquitination. Lineage: Eukaryota; Fungi; Ascomycota; Dothideomycetes; Mycosphaerellales; Mycosphaerellaceae.